This is a messenger RNA of Phlebotomus argentipes, 1391 nucleotides long. Its product is annotated as transmembrane protein 115. NCBI's taxonomy places the organism in Eukaryota, Metazoa, Arthropoda, Insecta, Diptera, Psychodidae. Gene Ontology annotation, cellular component: Golgi apparatus; membrane. The transcript is spliced from 3 exons. Bases 180 to 1268 code for a protein of 362 amino acids. Gene Ontology annotation, biological process: retrograde vesicle-mediated transport, Golgi to endoplasmic reticulum. The record is from RefSeq and is a predicted model, not a curated record.
UCAAGCAACAAAGCAAAAAAGUGUGAAAAAUUAGGAGGAAGAGUCAAAUUCCUGACCAAACGCUCUUCAUUGAGGGGAUUAUAUUGGCGUUCAUCCCCUAGAAAAUGUGUCAUUCCUCUUGGUGGCAGUGAAAAAGUGCUUGUGAUUUGUGUACAUAGUGGGCUGAAAAGGAGGUCAACAUGGAUGCAAGUCAGCGGUCCAGGAAUCUUACCUCAGCCGUAGUCAAGGUGCGAGGAUUCUUCCAGUUUGAGACGUCCGUGAAAUUCAUCUGCCUCAUCAUUAUCUGCGGCUACUGUCUGUCUUACUUCGAGACGGUGGCAGAUGCCCUCAUCAUGAUUCCGGGCUACUUCAUGCCACCACUCAUGAGAAUCUGGACGGCUUUCACGUUUUGUUUUGUCGAGAAGCACUUCUGGGAAGUGCUGGUGGACAUUGCCACUGUGGCUCUGUGUGGGAAGCUCAUCGAGCCUUUGUGGGGCUCUCUGGAAAUGAUGACGUUCUUCGCUGUGACUAAUUUCGGCGUGGUUAUUCUCACAACCGCAUACUACUUGUUUCUCUACGCCUGCACUAAGAAUCCCCUGAUUCUUUUCCAUGUCCACAUAUACGGCCUGGCAGGGUACAUAGCCGCUGUUUGUGUGGCUGUACAUCAAAUCAUGCCCGAUCAUCUGAUUGCUCGAACGCCCAUGGGAAAUUUCAGAAACAGAAACAUCCCGCUCACGCUCUUCAUGGUAGCAGUGCUACUGUGGCUGUUGGAUCUCCUCGAGGGGAGAUACCCCACAAUGUUCCUGGCGGGCAUCAUUACCUCGUGGAUUUACCUGAGAUUUGUUCAGCGCCAUCGGAACGGUUCUCGUGGUGACUAUUCAGAGAACUUUGCAUUUGUCCGAUUCUUCCCGAACCUUCUACAACCCUUCGUGGCAGCUGUGGUGAACCCCAUCUACUACAUUUUCCGUCGAUUAGGCAUCAUACGGCACGUACCAGUACCCCAAGAGACGUCUAACACUCUACCGCUGAGCUCUGUCAGCAUCUCAAUGAGCGGAGUUGAUCCCUAUGACAUGGAGAGAAGGCGCCAGAUCGCCCUCAAGGCCUUGAACGAGCGCCUAUCUAAGGCCACUGAUUCUAGUCGUAGCAAAACCCUACCAAAAUCCUUUCCACAGACAACGUUAAAGUCCAGCCCGGCCGUCUCCAUCAGUAUCCCCGCCACUACGUCAGCCAGUCAGGAGUCCCUCAUCAAGUUCCCCUCUGACGAACAAAAUAAAAAUCAAUUGCCUUAGUGUGAAGAAAGGAGAAGAGCUGCUGAAUGAGUGUGAAAUAGAGUGUCCUGCCGUACAGCUUGUCCUCCAUCCCAUUGGAAGGUUUUUCCGGGGCGCCAGUCUCUGUGAUCUCGUCAAGCUCAU